Molecule: messenger RNA, 2052 nt
Organism: Funneliformis geosporum
Lineage: Eukaryota; Fungi; Glomeromycota; Glomeromycetes; Glomerales; Glomeraceae
Source: the annotation of a GenBank genome assembly
AUGUUAAGACAAAUCGGAAGAUUAGUUAUCAACCAAAAUAAACCUACAUGUUAUAAACCAUUGUUUUGUCAAAAUGCAAGAGGGUUUCAUUCCACUUAUAUCGCCUAUAAUGCCGAUGUAAAAACAUUUGACAAAAUAUUGAUCGCAAAUCGUGGUGAAAUUGCUUGUCGUGUUAUUCGUACAGCUAAAAAAAUGGGAAUUAAAACUGUAGCCAUUUAUUCUGAUGCCGAUGCUCGUGGUUUACAUGUCGCUAUGGCCGAUGAAGCUGUUAAUGUGGGACCUCCUCCAUCAAAUCAAAGUUAUCUUAAUAUACCAAAUAUUAUUAAGGCUAUUCAAGAAACUGGUGCACAAGCUGUACAUCCUGGUUAUGGUUUUUUAUCAGAAAAUUCUCAUUUUGUAAAAAGUUUGGAUGAAAUUGGUAUCUCUUUUAUUGGUCCCGGCGAAGCUGCUAUGGCAUCGUUGGGUGAUAAGAUUCAAAGUAAAAUCAUUGCAAAAGAAUCCGGUGUUAAUAUCAUUCCUGGUUAUAAUGGUGUUGUAAAAGACACUGAUCAUGCUUUAGAAAUCGCAAAGUCCAUUGGAUAUCCUGUAAUGCUUAAGGCUUCAGCGGGUGGUGGAGGAAAAGGUAUGCGUAUUGCAUGGAAUGAUCAAGAAGUCAUUGAGGGAUUUAAACUGGCAUCACAAGAAUCUUUAUCAAGUUUUGGUGAUGAUCGAUUAUUAGUUGAAAAAUAUAUAGAUAAUCCUCGUCAUAUUGAAAUUCAACUUAUUGCUGAUAAAUUUGGAAAUGUAUUGUAUCUUCCGGAACGUGAAUGUUCAAUUCAAAGAAGAAAUCAAAAGGUUAUUGAAGAAGCUCCAAGCACUCAUUUAGAUUCUAUUACACGUAAAGCAAUGGGUGAACAAGCUGCUGCUCUCGCAAAACAUGUUGGUUAUGUAUCAGCUGGAACAGUUGAAUUUUUAGUAGAUACUCAACGUAAUUUUUAUUUUUUGGAAAUGAAUACACGACUUCAAGUUGAACAUCCUAUUACCGAAUAUAUUACAGGAAUGGAUUUGGUUGAGCAAAUGAUUCGUAUUGCAGCAAAUCAAAAAUUAUCUAUGAAACAGGAUGAUAUUAAAUUUCAUGGUUGGGCAGUAGAAUCUCGUAUAUAUGCCGAAGAUCCUGAAAAAUAUUUACCAUCUAUUGGACGUCUUAAUAAAUAUCGUGAACCUGUCAGUAUGACAGAUAAAAAUGAAGUUCGAUGUGAUUCUGGAGUUUUUGAAGGAAGUGAGAUUAGUAUUUACUAUGAUCCUUUAAUUUGUAAACUUUCUACUUAUGGUGAAACGAGAGAUGAGGCAAUUCAAAACAUGAAUAAAGCUUUGGAUUCUUAUGUUAUUAAAGUUAUUGGAAGCUCAAGAUUUCAAUCCGGAAACAUUUCUACAAAAUUCCUUGGUGAAGAAUAUCCAAAAGGUUUUAAAGGGCAUGCUCUUAAUAAAGAGUCAUUAUAUGAACUUGCAUCUGUAGCUGCUUUAGUACAUGUUAAGAAAGAUUUACGUAAUUGGCAUUGGUUAGAUGAUAAAAGUGCUUUAUUAAAAAAUGCAUUAAGUGAACGGAUUAAAACAGAAAACUAUCCGAACGCUAUAGUUAAAGCUGAUUGGGCUUUAGAAUCGUCUUUGAUAAAUUCACAGUUUCAAAUCGAAAAUGAUUUAGAAAAAACAAUUACUAUACAAUAUAUUGAUCCAUUACCAAUUGGUUUUCGUCUACAACAUCUUGGAACUAAAUUUGAUAUAACUGUACAUAGUCAAAAACAACAUGAAUUAAGUCAGUAUAUGCUUGAAAAACCAAAACAAGAUUUAUCUAAAGUUAUAUUAAGUCCUAUGCCUGGUAGUGUGAUAAGUAUAGAAGUCAAUGUGGGAGAUAUUGUAAAUGAAGGUGCAGAACUUGCUGUCGUUGAAGCUAUGAAAAUGCAAAAUGUAUUACGCGCUUCUCGUGUUGGUAAAGUAAAAAAGAUUUAUGUUAAACCCGGUGAUGCUGUUGCUGCAGAUGAAAUUAUGAUAGAAUUUGAAGAAUCUUCUUCUUAG